Messenger RNA from Gambusia affinis (western mosquitofish), 4149 nucleotides. RefSeq names its product macrophage mannose receptor 1-like. The record is from RefSeq and is a predicted model, not a curated record. Bases 128 to 2113 code for a protein of 661 amino acids. The transcript has 11 exons. Lineage: Eukaryota; Metazoa; Chordata; Actinopteri; Cyprinodontiformes; Poeciliidae.
CAGGAAACAUUUUCCUUUUCAUUCAAAACAUCAGCGACCAACAUUGCAGAGGAAGCAGCUCUACUAACAAAAAUACUGUGGAGGUUUCAAUUUUUUCAGUUUUUAGCUUUUUACAGAAAAAUCCACAAUGAACCAACAAAUUGCUUGGAUAACUCUCAUCCUGCAUGGUUUUUGCCUCGGCUCCUGCUUGCAGGUCCCUUUACGAAAGUACUACUAUGUUAACCAGUUUAUGACCUGGCCUGAAGCUCAGCAGUUCUGCAGGGAGCAUUACACCGACCUGGCCACGUUUGAGAGCAUGGACGACAUAAACAGGCUGAAACCUAAUAUUUCCUAUUCCUGGGCAUGGAUCGGACUCUGGGACGAUCCGAAUGCCUGGAAAACUGCAAUGGGCAACGAGCCCAACUCCUGGAGAUGGUCUGCAACCGGAGAAACCAGUAAAACUGGUUACCAGUCGUGGGGCACUGGUGAACCAAACUUCUUAUAUCCAGGGCAGACGUGCACGUUUAUGGCCAAUGACGGGUACUGGUAUGAUAGUAACUGUGAGAGUGGAGUCAAAUUUAUUUGUUACAACGAGAACAAUGUGAAACAAUAUGUGUUGAUCUCAACUUUGGCAACAUGGAGUUCUGCUCAAAGCUACUGCAGAUCGCAUCACACCGACUUGGCAAUGAUUGAGAACAAGGCAGAAAACUCUGAAGUCAAACAGUUAAUUCCAACUGGAUUCUUUGUUUGGAUCGGACUGUACCGAGUGCCGUGGAGUUGGUCUGACAAGAGUCCCAGCCUCUUCCGCCGAUGGGGCCCUUCAGAACCAGACAACGGGGGUAUUCAGCACUGUGUCUGCAAGAAUACAGCACAUCUGUUUGGCGAUGAAAGAUGUGAUGAUGUCAAAGUCUUCAUUUGUGAACAAGUGGUAAAAACGAGCACCACUGUGAAAAUGACGAUGACAAGCGACGUGGAUCUGACCGACCCGGCCGUCAACGCCCAGGUCCUCCAGCAGCUUGGUGCCUUGCUGACAAACCAGGGAUGGACUGAUUUCAAAGUGCAAUGGAAGAUUGUCUCCAAGAAAAACAAAGAAAACUCUGCCGUGGGGCAGCAAGGCGACACGGACCCUCUGACCACCACCAGCAGAUUGUUUCAAUUUUCCAAGUAUCUAAGGUGCAGAAUGCUGCAUUUUUCACAUCUUUUUCUUUUUCAAUAUUCAGGUUUUUGCCUCGGCUCCUGCUUGCAGGUCCCUCUACGAAAGUACUACUAUGUUAACCAGUUGAUGACCUGGCCUAAAGCUCAGCAGUUCUGCAGGGAGCAUUACACGGACCUGGCCACGUUUGAGAGCAUGGACGACAUAAACAGGCUGGAACCUAAUAUUUCCUAUUCCUGGGCAUGGAUCGGACUCUGGGACGAUCCGAAUGCCUGGAAAACUGCAAUGGGCAACGAGCCCAACUCCUGGAGAUGGUCUGCAACCGGAGAAACCAGUAAAACUGGUUACCAGUCGUGGGGCACUGGUGAUCCAAACUUCAAAUAUUCAGUAGAAAUGUGCACGUUUAUGGAAAAAACUGGGUACUGGUCUGAUGAUAACUGCGAGAAAAAACACGAAUUUAUUUGUUACAAUGAGAACAAUGUGAAACAAUAUGUGUUUAUCUCAACUUUGGCAACAUGGAGUUCUGCUCAAAGCUACUGCAGAUCGCAUCACACCGACUUGGCAAUGAUUGAGAACAAGGCAGAAAACUCUGAAGUCAAACAGUUAAUUCCAACUGGAUUCUUUGUUUGGAUCGGACUGUACCGAGUGCCGUGGAGCUGGUCUGACAAGAGUCCCAGCCUCUUCCGCCGAUGGGGCCCUUCAGAACCAAACAACGCCGAGGGUAUUCAGCACUGUGUCUGCAAGAAUACAGCACAUCUGUUUGACGAUGAAAGAUGUGAUGCUGUCAAAGUCUUCAUUUGUGAACAAGUGGUAAAAACGAGCACCACUGUGAAAAUGACGAUGACAAGCGACGUGGAUCUGACCGACCCGGCCGUCAACGCCCAGGUCCUCCAGCAGCUUGGUGCCUUGCUGACAAACCAGGGAUGGACUGAUUUCAAAGUGCAAUGGAAGAUUGUCUCCAAGAAAAACAAAGAAAACUGAAUGCUGCAAAUUAAUUACAUCUGCUGAUUUACAGACCUUGUGUUUUUACCUUUUGCUCAAAUCAGAUUGCAAAUUAUUGUAAUAGAAAGUAAUGGUAUCUUGGGCUUUAACUGGGACCUAUUACAAAAAAUUCACUUUCUGUACGUCUUUAUACUCACAUUUAGGUUUCAGCUGCUUGUAAAAACAGAUGAAAUACUUCAAAAAACUGUUUUGGGGAUCAAUAUAGUAUUUUUAAACUGAAUUGAAUUUGGAAAAGGAAAAAGUACCCAGCUGUUUUUAGGCAGUAAGUUAAAGUUUUUUGGUGUCUGAAAAAUGAGUUUCAAAACCUUCCAGAGUCACAGUCAGGUACUGUGCCGUUACCUAGCAACCCCAGCCCGUCACCUAGCAACCCAAGCAGAGUUCCGCCAUGUUUGGGCAGCUGGUUUUACCGCUGAGUACAUUGUUCAGCGGAAAAGACCAGCGUUUUAUUGUUGACUUACCAUCCAGAAAUAUUAAGUUAUAAUGAUUUUAUGCAGAUAAAAUGUAACAAACCUGUUUUUAUGCCUGUUCAAGGCAGCAGAAGAGGUCACCUUUAAAACAAGAUACCUGAAAAAAACAGCUUAGCACUUUAGCAUCAUAUAAAGCUUCCAGUUAAAAGUGAAGCCUGAACAGAUACACUAAACCUGUAUAGUUGAAUUUCCUCUAUCCACUUGUAGAAGUUGGUAUAGCCACUAGAACGGUUUAAGCAUCCCUCAUUUGAUUAAUAGUCUUGAUUUUAAUGGAGUUUAACUGUAAUGUCAGGCUGUUUUGCUUCUGUUUAAAUGUAGUUGUACCAACUGUGACGAGUUUCUAGACCAGCUCAGAUUUCCUCAGCAAGAAAAUGAAGUUUAAUAGCUUAGUGUUUUUGUGUAAUUGCAAAAUGUGCAAACUGUAAACGAAACAAUGCAUGUAUUUUAUUUUCUUUCUAUCUAAUCUUAAUCUGGUUUCGCAAACAAAUCCAGGAUUAUUUACUGGUUUGUAUUUGAUUGUGUAGCGUAAGAUAAUGUAAGACCACCUUAUAAUAUCAAUACGUUCUGCAUUCUGGUUUAGGUCUAAAAGAGUUUUUAAUGAAACUGUUAAAUUAAAGAAAGAAAAUAAAUUGGCAGAUUGAUUUUAUUUUGAAGUUACAGAUUGAGGCAAACUAAAUACAAAAUACACCAGACAUGUUUUUGGGCUUAAUUUAAAAAAAAGAAAAAAAAAACUUUAUUUACGUUAAAUUGUUUAAAUCAGAGAAACCAAAUAUACUAUCUUGCUAAGACAAAGAUAUGACCCACGAACUUGUGCCUCAAAGACAAACUUUGCAUAUGAAAAUCAAAAGAAGAACCGUGAAUUUUGAAAAAGGCGACUUCCUUUCAAUCCAAAUAAGAUGACGUCUAAACUUUCAAACACCAAGCAGCUGCACGUGACCUCAGUAGUACUGCCUUUAUGAAUAAGAAAAGGUAGAUGAGGUGGAUAAAAAUAUAUAUGCAUAUAUAUUUAAAUUAUAAUAUAACAAUAAGAUUCACGGAAUUAAUAAAUGAAAUUCAGAUUUACAAUAUUUGCAGCUGGACUCUCCAGACUUUUAUUGGGAACGUUUGUUUUCCACAUUCUGUUCUAUUUUUUACAUUUGUCUUCAUAUAGAUUCAAGAUGAAAAAAUGUGUUUAAUUGAAAGCUUUGUCUCUUUGAGUUAAUAAAAAUUAACCUUUAGAUACUAAGAUCCUCCAUUUGUAAAGUUGUUUAUCAAGUCCAAAGACACCAAAGUGCUUCAUGCUCAUCCAUUUACACACAUUCACACGCUGAUGGUGGUAAAUUACCUGGAACCAAAGCUGCCGUGGGGCAGCAAGGCGACACGGACCCUCUGACCACCACCAGCAGGUAAAGAGGGUGGAGAGUUUUACCCAAAGGAGACAUUUUUUUGGGAUUAAUUAAAAGAAAGAAAGAAAAAAAAACUUACAUAAUUUUUCUUACAUGUUGGUCUAUUACAUAAAAUCACAAUAAAAUACUUUGAAGUUUCUGUUCAAUUUGACAAAAAAGUAAA